Messenger RNA from Ornithorhynchus anatinus (platypus), 1901 nucleotides. RefSeq names its product leucine-rich repeat-containing protein 25. The transcript has 3 exons. The record is from RefSeq and is a predicted model, not a curated record. NCBI's taxonomy places the organism in Eukaryota, Metazoa, Chordata, Mammalia, Monotremata, Ornithorhynchidae. Gene Ontology annotation, molecular function: protein binding. The coding region runs from base 324 to 1289 and encodes 321 amino acids.
UUCAGCUUCCUUCUAACUAGGGUUGUGAAGGCAUGAGUGAGUAUUGUACAAUUCUCAGGCCCUUGGACAAAGGGGAGGGAGGAUAGGGGCGGACCUCUCAGCUUUUUCAUUCUUUCCUACCAUGAACCACCAGUUCUCGCAAUCGGCUGGCGACCAGUCUGUUCCUUUUCUCUUUUAGCCGCUGAGUCCCACUUGCCGAGCAGACAGACUUAUUGCUGUGCUGGGAGAGGAAGCAGCCUGGACACCCAGAAGCAGGGGCCCUUUCUCUGUGGGAAGAAGAGAAGGUGCUAGACCUCUUCGAGACACCUUAUCCAGACAUUAGGAUGAAGGCCUCCCUGGCCUCUAUGUUGUUGUUGUUGCUGCUGCUGCUAUGGGGACCUCCCUGUGGUGCCCAGUGCUUCAGUAACCAGAGCCUAGUGGAGGGUACACUGAACGUAAGCUACCAGAAGAAUUGCACAUGGCUGGACUGGAAUGACUUUCUUGGUAUAAACAACCUGACCCUCCUGAACCUCAGCCACAACCAGCUGAUGGAACUGCGGGGGAGUUUCCAGAACCUGACCAUCUCCCACCUUGAUCUGUCGGCGAACCGACUGCAAAAGUUUCUGCUGGACUCCUUGGGCCACUUGGAGUAUCUCAACCUGUCCGGUAACCCUCAGCUGGCCGCGGUCCCCCACAAUGUGGCAAGCCACUGCUGGCUGAAACUGCGAGUGGACUGUCGCUGCAAUGUGGCAGGAAGCGUGGUCCUUGCCCGCAACUGCUCGUCUGCCCAUCCGGAGUGCAGCCACCUGCAGGGCAAGGUCCUCGACCUCGCCACCUUCUACUCUGGGUGCCACAACAACCGGAUGGCGCUCAUCGCGGGGGUCGCUGCCGCCGUAGGAGCUGUCAUCAUACUGGGUGCCGGAAGCAUAGUGGUGUUGGUCAAGCGGAAGCGCCGAAGGGAUGUGACAGUGCAGGAGAAGUGGAGCAGCGGCGUGGGGCCAGUUGCUGCCAGCCAGCAGCCCCGCUACAGCAGCCGGAGCCCCGUGGUUCUCGACGGCGCCAAUCCCGACGAAGACUACGAAAACGUGUUUGAGGGUAGCCCUGUGGGUGUGCAUCUCCAGGAGAGGGACCCAGGAGAAGGGAUAAGCAACAGGGUCAGGCUGCCAGAGGACGAAAGCAACUACAUGAACUAUAAGAAUCUCGAGGACACUGAGCAGCCUAUCUACUGCAACCUGCCGGACCUGGGCUACUGCCGCCCAUGGGAGUUGGAGACCAACUUCCAGGAGCAGCACAUCAUGCCAGAACAGUGAAACAUUCCCGGCUCAGUCCCACCUCCCCUGGGGCAGCUCAGCCCAGGCCUGGGCCGGACAGCGCAGGACACCUGGGCCCAUCAGAUCCAAAACCAAGCCCCGAGCUGCGAUGGCACAGAGAGGGGUCAGAGACGGAACCAGAGUGAGCCCCAGAGCACCCCCUCUCUCUGAGCUGUGGUCAGGGAGGCAUCCUGGUGUUCCCAGGCAGCCUGGACACCUUUUACCCUAACCCCCACCCCCACCCCCGUAAUCCUUGGUGAUGCUUUCAGACAGGGCAGGUCUCUGAGCUCUCUCUCCUCCAACUUCCCAGGACACAACCGAGUCUCUUCAAGCUCUGUCACCUCAGGAAACCACCUCCCUCUCCUUUCCCCACAGGUGCGUGCAGAAAAGGGAAAGAUGAUGGCUGCCCCAUUCCCUUCUUUAGCUGUAGCCAGGGACCCUGGGGGCAGAGAGGCCUUCUGGAGAGUGAGUAUUGAGGAGCAAAAACCUCAGCGCCUUCUUCCGGGUUUGAGGAGUGGGGGUGAGGGAGAAGCUGGGCUUUAGAGCCGGACUGGAAUUGGUCACUGAGACAUUUCCUUCCUCUUUAUAAACCAUACACCAAACAGCCUCUCA